Molecule: messenger RNA, 6541 nt
Organism: Numida meleagris (helmeted guineafowl)
Lineage: Eukaryota; Metazoa; Chordata; Aves; Galliformes; Numididae
Gene: SLC35G1
Product: solute carrier family 35 member G1
Exons: 3
Coding region: 1425-2582 (385 amino acids)
Biological process (GO): regulation of cytosolic calcium ion concentration; calcium ion export across plasma membrane
Cellular component (GO): plasma membrane; endoplasmic reticulum membrane
Source: RefSeq, a predicted model, not a curated record
UCGUUAAAAGGAGUUAAUCCUGAUUUUAGCACAGGCUUUUUAAAUGACUUAUUUUCUCUUUUUAAUAAUUGAUAUAAUAAUGCAUGUAACUCUUAGUUAAGAAUAAUUGGAAAUAAUUCUGGUCAUAUUAAUCAAAUACUAGCUCUUAGACAAUGAACUACUACUUAUAGCCUCUGGUGGAUUAGCACAGGCUAUAAAAAGUGCUAAAUCAGAGAAAGAAAGCUGGAAAUAAUUUUAAUGAUGUAGCUUGAGGGAAAGCUUGAAAUACUCUGUGUGAAAUAGCCUAUAUUUACCACGUAGUACUCACUUUGCUAAAACUGUAGAUUUCAUUUCCCCUUGUUAACAAUAAAUAAACACCAAUUAACUUAUGCAGCUAAGAGAUUAGUGGGAGCAUAAAUCUUUAAUUAGAGAUUCCUUCCCAUUUUCAUUAUUGACAACAACAGCACUUGCUCAAAAGGGAAGAAUCAGCAUUCAAAAUGUAUUCAUUAUUUUUCUCUAUACUGUUUAAUGGGUAAAAAAAAGGGAGCAGCUCCACUUCCUACACCUUUUCAUGUGCACACUGAGCUCCAUCUCCAUUUUGACCUCCGUGGAUGUGGGUGGCAGCAGCUCCUGCUGAGGUGACACUACCGCCGCUGCGCACUGACACAACUAUUAAUGGACCCACGAAAAGAAACCGAAGUAUUCUCAUCAGGCAAAGACUUAACUAGCAGGGUUUCAAACUGUGACAGAAUACAGAGCAGCUGUAACAAAAAGCUUAAUUAUAUCCCUUAAACAGCAGUGCAACUCCUGCCUGAGGUCGGAGGAGUCGAUAUCGUGAGGCAGCAGCCUCGUGUAAACGCUAUAUACUUUCAUGUUGGGCUCUCAGAUGACUUAACACCGCCCUGCAACAACUCCGAGUCGUUUUCUUCAGUUCCAUCUCCCCCCAGGAGCACCCCCUCACGAAGUUCGCGGCCUGUGCCGUCCGACCCGCGCAGCCCCACCAGCGGCGGCACCGCCCGCGCCGUGCGGUCUCCUCGGAGCCAGGAGGGCUCGGCCCGGCGCUCUCCGGCGAGAUGAGAGCUCCCUCUCCCGAGGGGCUGCAGCCUCGCUCCGCCUCGCCGGGUGAAGCUCUCCGGCGCCCGGGAACGGUCCCUCACAGGGGACCGCCGCAGCCCGGGCAGACACUGCGGAGGAGGCGGCAGCACCCCCGGCUGUCCCGAGGACGGGCGUCCGGCACGCUAGGCUGCGGGCAGGUGUCUGCUUCCAGGCAGGACCGCCACACGGAUUACGACCCGCGGUCACAGUAAUCCCCGCUCCUCAGGCGAUCGGCGCCGGGGGAGGGAGCGGGACUGGGCGGGGCGAGGCGGUGGCACCGCAUGCGCAGGAAGCCAGGUGCCUGCCGGCUUGCGAGGAGCCGGUAGCAUCGCACGCGGCCCUGCGUCCUCAUGGUGCUGUGUCAGGGCGCCGAGGCUGCUGCUGUUCCCCCCGCGGCAGGGAAGGAGCCCGAGGGGCCGCGGGGCUGGGAGGACGGUGCGGAUGCGGGCCGGUCCUGCCUGCAGCCGGCGCCGGGCGUGGAGGCGGCGGACGCUGAAGAGCGCCGUGUUUGCGGCUGCUGCCCGGGUUCGCCGUGGCCGCGCUGCUGCAAGGCACCCGGUGAGGAGGGAACAAAGAAGAAAACUGCCUGUCCAGGACUUGGUCUCUUUUAUACCUUACUGUCUGCCUUCCUUUUCUCAGUGGCCUCUUUAUUUCUUAAGAAAAUAGAAGAUGUACACUCAGUGGAAGUGAGUGCAUUUCGAUGCAUUUUCCAAAUGGCAUUUGUUCUACCUGGUUUAAUAUACUACAAAACAGGGUUUUUGGGACCAAAAGGUAAAAGAAUUUUUCUUUUCUUCCGAGGACUCCUUGGCUCUAGUGCAAUGAUUCUUCUCUACUAUGCUUUCCAAGUAAUGCCUCUAGCUGAUGCCACUGUUAUAACUUUCAGCAGUCCUGUUUUUACAUCGUUACUGGCAUGGAUCUUUCUCAAAGAAAAAUACAGCAUUUGGGAUCUCCUGUUUACCCUCUUCACAAUCACUGGAGUGAUUCUAAUUGCCAGACCACCAUUUCUGUUUGGGUCAAACGUUACAGGGAUUGAAGGAAGUUACUCAGAUCAUCUUAAAGGAACUAUUGCAGCAAUUGCAAGCACGGUAUCUGCAGCAUCAACUAUUGUUAUACUUAGAAAGGUGGGAAAAUCCGUGCAUUAUUUUCUGUCAAUUUGGUAUUAUGCGGUCAUUGGUUUAAUUGGGUGUGUUAUAGCAUUGUUUGUUAUGAAUGAAUGGCGUUUGCCGUACUGUGGUAAAGAUAGAGUUUUUCUCAUAUUAAUAGGCAUAUUAGGGCUAGGGGGUCAGAUAUUUCUCACAAAAGCAUUACAGAUAGAGAAAGCUGGACCUGUAGCCAUAAUGAGAACGAUGGAUGUGGUGUUUGCUUUUAUUUUGCAGAUUCUUUUUCUCAAUCAUCUACCAACUUGGUGGACUGUGGGUGGUGCCCUUUGCGUAGUAGCCAGUAGUUCUGGGACUGCCAUUCGUAAGUGGAAACAGAGCUCAAAAAAAGCUGAACAAAAUGAAAUCUAACAACACAGACACUACUUCAUUACAGAAAUUAAUAAUCUUGAAAUAGAUAUAAAAUAUUUAUUUUUAUUUAUUUAAAGUAUCUCAUUUAUGAAAUUAUAGUACCAAGCCGUACCCAAUAAAAGAAACUGAUUUUAAUAAAAAAAAAAAACCAUCAACAACAAAUUGAAGAUGUUUUAACAACUAAUUAAAUAUAUGUUUUUUUUCCUCAUACUUGAGCAUGCAAAUAUGAGAAGUAGGAAGAUCCUUAAAAGUCACUUGCUUUGCAUCUGAAGUGGAUGGUAGUUGGCUGGGAUUUUAUUUUCCUAAAAUACCUGUACCAAAUUCUCCACUUUUUGGACCUUUUCUCUAUACUUCUCAGCAGUGGAAUUUUCCCAAGCUUAUUUGUACUAAUCUAUGCUUGUUUACGAGAGGGAUUUCAGUUCAAAUAAUUAGAAGGACAUAAAGAAUUAUAAUCCUACAAACUCUAACUUCUAUGGAACAGAUAAAGACACCAGAAACCAAAGGCACUGGGAUGUUUUUAUUGGAAUUGUGAAAGAACAAAGGAUGUUCCAUCUUUUCGAGUCAUGUCAAGACAAAAUUAACUCUUGGAAAUUAUCUUUCAGUUUUUCUUUCUUAAAAAAAAAUUGUUUGUUCCUGCUUUACAGGCAUAAUGAAACAAUCCCUAUUUUAAUACGUUCUCAAGAAAUAUGUCUUUAGUUGCUGCAAUCUUGGUGAGGAGAGAUAAUAACUAUAUACCACUUGUAAGCUAUUUCCUGUGGUAUAGAAUGUUAUGCUGUAGCUGCACUUUUCUUUACUCUAUGCAAAAGAUUGUAUUUUUUAGAUAUUUAAUAUAGGUUAUUUUAAAUGCUACUUAGGAGUGAUUUCUUCAUUCUCAAUGAAAGUUCUUUAUGAGACCGUUUCAGUUCUCUUGGCCUUCAUAAGGUUAGGCAAAUGCUUUAAUGUAAAUCCUCCUUUUUCCUAAGACUUUACAAGAGAGUGCACACGAGUCGCAGUUCACAGAAAAUACACGUUUGCCAACCUCAUAGCACAGAUUCUAUAGAACAGGUUUGUGGAAUGCUUGGUGGGAGGGUGGAGCUCACGCUCGGUGCAUCAGGCAGUGCUAGGGGGCAGCUUCAGCCCCAUUUCUCUAGCUGGGUUUUUUAAAUCCACACUUAGUCACUUCUCUUACGCAGCUUCUCAUGUUGAUAGGCUUUGUCUUGAUAGUGAUGAAUACUGAGGAAAAAGGCUUAUGUUACUGAUCUCGGCCUCCUUCACGUUUGGAGGAGGAAUAUAUAUUGAAUGUGAGGUAGGGGGAUUUUCUUAAAUGAAUUGUUGUGUGCUUUUGGGUCUUGUCUCCGUAGUCCUUAAAGAAAAACUUAACUUGGAUCUUUAUCUGAUUGUUUGUAUCACAAGGUGUUUCUCAGUUGUUUAUGCACCCCCAUGUCUUUCUAAAGGAGCGUGUUGUAGCCAGUAGGCAUUGCAUUCUGGGAGAGCAGCCCUAGGAGAGCUGAGCCCUGAAAGACUGAAAUCUGUACCAUACUUCAGAGUGUAUCUAGAUCAGAGGAGCUAUCUUUCUGCCAGAUUUUGUACUUAAUAUGUUUAUGGACAUAAACAGAUUCCAUCUUGGUGAUAAAAUCACUUUAUGCAUGUAGCUGUCUGUUCACUGCUUCUCCUGAAGGCUGAAGUUAGCCACUCCUGACAUGGUCAGCAAUAGUAUAAAACUGGUUUUGCGUCUCUUUUUUCUUUAAUAAAAAAAAUAAAAAAUAAAAGGCCUAAUAAUAGAAUUCCAGUUUAAUUCUGCUUACUACUUGAAAUUGUAAGCUGGGAUUUCUUCUGCUGCUUGGCCAUCAUUGCCAUUGAGUAACACAUUUCAAGGGAGGGAUGGAAAAUAGACUGCAUUUUUUACUGCUUCACUUCAUGUUUAAUAUGCACAUGUUUGUAAGUUAAUGCUGUCAGAGGUGCAGUUCCAAAGCAGUUCAGAUCAAUGUAGAAUUGGGUUGUCAGCUAGUCCUGGUUCCUCCCAUUGACUCAGUGUGGCUGCUUAUGGGGUUGUGAGGUGAACUGCCUCUGGGAGUUAUCCAGCUGAGUAACUUGUUCUGUAGGGUUACUGGAGAAUGCCGAACUACAGUGGCCUCAACUUAAUCACCAAGUCAAAAAAUAACAAAAGGGAGUUGGAUAAUAGUUUAAGUUGCAGUGUGUGAACACUACUUUGUCAGUAUACAGUAAAAAAAAAUCUGGAAGCUUAUAUAAAAAUAUCUUUAGCUCCUAUGAUUUCAGUGGUUAUGAACCUUGUUUACAAAUAGUAGAGAAGUACACACUAUUGAAGAAAGGUCUUUUUUUUUUCUUGCACUAAACAUGUAUGAAUUGACCUGAAAUCAGCAUCUUGGUAUAGUACAUUUUUUUUCCCUUGAGUUGGAAGCUCUAAUUAGUAAUUGGGAGUAUUUAUUUACAAUGCCUGGUAACACAGUCAAAUUUCUCUCUUCUCCACAGCGUACUGUUUGAGAAUAUGAAAUAAAACUGGCUGAGCCUUGAUUCUUUCUGAUCAGUUUUCUCUUUUAGUUUUAAUACAGCAAAUUCCUCAGGGUCAAAUGUUAUUUUUUUUCUAAGCUUUAUGUGAAAUAUAUCACUAAUGCUCAUCACCUGUAAUGUCGUCUUAUGAUCUUUGCAGUAAUUAAGUUCACCAGAUGUGCACUUACAAUUGGAACACUUUCCUUUGUAAUAUGAUGGAGUAUUGUUGCAUUGUAACUGCUGUUCUAUAAAGUCACUCUUGAAUUCCAAUGUAUUAAUUCAAUGUACAGAUUUCAGUGGAUCCUGAAUAGAGAAAGUAAUAGGUAAUUAUUGGUUGUUUUGCACAUAAACAUAGGGUUAAAAGGCUUUGUUGUUACAGAUUCAUCACAAGCAUGUUUCUUAUGUUCUUUGCUAUGCAAUUCACUGUAAUCAUCUGCUGUCUCCACUGGGACUUUGUAGCCUUCAAGCCUUACAUACCUGACUCUUAGGCAGAGCUGGAAGCUAAAAAUGCUGUGUAUUGUCACUGUGCAGCAGCUAGUUUCUUUCAGGAUACGCUGGUUGUCAAAAUAUGCUCUAAAAGCCCUCUGAGUAUGCCCACACAAUGAACUUGUCAUAUUCUUAGUGUGGGCAAGUGCAGUCUAUGUAACUAAAAUGACUUUCCUGCACUUGUCUAACGCCAGACAUGGAAGUAAUCUCAGCAUAAGAGCAUUGGUGAAAUAACUAGUUCAUAGUGUCAUUUUUCUUCUGAAAUGAGACUUUCCCAAAUCCCAGUGCUGUUCUGAGAUGAAUCUUUCCAUCAUUGAUGAUGACAAGAAAGAUAAUAAUACCCUUAAUUAUAAUAUAGUAUAAUGACCCCCACCCUCUAUUUUGUUUUCCUUGAUGAGCAUUAUUCAGGAUAUGCCUCUUGGAGGAAAGUUUGUUUCUAAAGAGGCAGCCUCUUCAAUAGUCUUGCUAACUGGCAGUGGGCAGGCCAGGAAUAAUCAAUUUUCCAGUUCUCCACUGAUCAUGAUUUCUGUCCAUUCAAACAAGAGUUUGCAGAGCUGACAGCAGAUGUGCAACACUGACUUUAGCAGGGCUUUGCAGUUACCAGCAGAAUGUUUUCAUGGUUGUAACUGCCUGUCCAUCCAAAGAAAAGUUGUGGCUUUAUGUUCCUGCAGAUGCAGGUAACCUUGGUGCGAAACAUGCACACUACUAUAAAUUGUUGGUGAUAACACUUCCGCCUAUCAGAAUGAGUAAUUUUGUAUUUUAUGCAAACUGUUCUUUGACAAAAAUAGGGUUUAAAAAAAAAAAACCCUCCGCAUUAAGAUUUUUUCUAUGUCCUAUAUAUUGUUAAAUGAUAUGUUUUGUAGAAUUUACUGGCUUUGUUAUGUAGUAGUAUAUUUUUAUAGAUACCUCAUAUAUUGAAAUGUGAAGAAUAUUUUCAUAAGAGAUUUAUAUUCAUCAUUGCUAAUAAAAUGAACCUGAAGAAUUAA